CCUCCGCCUCCCUUCCCCCUCCCCGCCCAGCAGCGGUCGCUCGGGCCCCGGCGCUCGGUUAUAAGAUGGCGGCGCUGAGCGGCGGCGGCGGCGGCGGCGGCGCGGAGCAGGGCCAGGCUCUGUUCAACGGGGACAUGGAGCCCGAGGCCGGCGCCGGCGCCGCGGCCUCUUCGGCUGCGGACCCUGCCAUUCCCGAGGAGGUGUGGAAUAUCAAACAAAUGAUUAAGUUGACACAGGAACAUAUAGAAGCCCUAUUGGACAAGUUUGGUGGGGAGCAUAAUCCACCAUCAAUAUAUCUGGAGGCCUAUGAAGAAUACACCAGCAAACUAGAUGCCCUCCAACAGCGAGAACAACAGUUAUUGGAAUCCCUGGGGAAUGGAACUGAUUUUUCUGUUUCUAGCUCUGCAUCAACGGACACCGUUACAUCUUCUUCCUCUUCUAGUCUUUCAGUGCUACCUUCAUCUCUUUCAGUUUUUCAAAAUCCCACAGAUAUAUCACGGAGCAAUCCCAAGUCACCACAAAAACCUAUCGUUAGAGUCUUCCUACCCAAUAAACAGAGGACGGUGGUACCCGCAAGAUGUGGAGUUACAGUCCGGGACAGUCUAAAGAAAGCUCUGAUGAUGAGAGGUCUAAUCCCGGAGUGCUGUGCUGUUUACAGAAUUCAGGAUGGAGAGAAGAAACCGAUUGGCUGGGACACUGAUAUUUCCUGGCUCACUGGAGAGGAAUUGCAUGUAGAAGUGUUGGAAAAUGUUCCGCUUACCACACACAACUUUGUACGGAAAACUUUUUUCACCUUAGCAUUUUGUGACUUUUGUCGAAAGCUGCUUUUCCAGGGUUUUCGCUGUCAAACAUGUGGUUAUAAAUUUCACCAGCGUUGUAGUACAGAGGUUCCACUGAUGUGUGUUAAUUAUGACCAACUUGAUUUGCUGUUUGUCUCCAAGUUCUUUGAACACCACCCAAUACCACAGGAGGAGGCCUCCAUAGCAGAGACUGCCCUUACGUCUGGAUCAUCCCCUUCUGCUCCCCCCUCCGAUUCUCCUGGGCCCCCAAUUCUGACCAGUCCAUCUCCUUCAAAAUCCAUUCCAAUUCCACAGCCUUUCCGACCAGCAGAUGAAGAUCAUCGAAAUCAGUUUGGACAACGAGACCGGUCCUCAUCAGCUCCAAAUGUGCAUAUAAACACAAUAGAACCCGUCAACAUUGAUGACUUGAUUAGAGACCAAGGGUUUCGUAGUGAUGUAGGAUCAACCACAGGUUUGUCUGCCACCCCCCCUGCCUCAUUGCCUGGCUCACUCACUAAUGUAAAAGCAUUACAGAAAUCUCCAGGACCUCAGCGGGAAAGAAAAUCAUCUUCAUCCUCAGAAGAUAGGAAUCGAAUGAAAACACUUGGUAGACGGGAUUCAAGUGAUGAUUGGGAGAUACCUGAUGGGCAGAUCACAGUGGGACAGAGAAUUGGAUCCGGGUCAUUUGGGACAGUCUACAAGGGAAAGUGGCAUGGUGACGUGGCAGUGAAAAUGUUGAAUGUGACAGCACCCACACCUCAGCAGUUACAGGCCUUCAAAAAUGAAGUAGGAGUACUCAGGAAAACUCGACAUGUGAAUAUCCUACUCUUUAUGGGCUAUUCAACAAAGCCCCAACUGGCUAUUGUUACCCAGUGGUGUGAGGGCUCCAGCUUAUAUCACCAUCUCCACAUCAUUGAGACCAAAUUUGAGAUGAUAAAGCUUAUAGAUAUUGCACGGCAGACUGCACAGGGCAUGGAUUACUUACACGCCAAGUCAAUCAUCCACAGAGACCUCAAGAGUAAUAAUAUUUUUCUUCAUGAAGACCUCACAGUAAAAAUAGGUGAUUUUGGUCUAGCCACAGUGAAAUCUCGAUGGAGUGGGUCCCAUCAGUUUGAACAGUUGUCUGGAUCCAUUUUGUGGAUGGCACCAGAAGUGAUCCGAAUGCAAGACAAAAACCCAUAUAGCUUCCAGUCAGAUGUAUACGCAUUUGGGAUUGUUCUAUAUGAAUUGAUGACAGGGCAGUUACCUUAUUCAAACAUCAACAACAGGGACCAGAUAAUUUUUAUGGUGGGACGAGGAUAUCUUUCUCCAGAUCUCAGUAAGGUACGGAGUAACUGUCCAAAAGCCAUGAAGAGAUUGAUGGCAGAGUGCCUAAAAAAGAAAAGAGAUGAGAGGCCACUCUUUCCCCAAAUUCUCGCCUCUAUUGAGCUGCUGGCCCGCUCAUUGCCAAAAAUUCACCGCAGUGCAUCAGAACCCUCCUUGAAUCGGGCUGGCUUCCAAACAGAGGAUUUUAGUCUCUAUGCUUGUGCUUCUCCAAAAACACCCAUCCAGGCAGGGGGAUACGUUCCAGCUCUCUGGGCACACAAGGCUCUCCUCCAGUCAGCUGGGAGUGCUGCACAGGACCCCCCAGGCACCCCUCCCCAGCCUAGGGUCCACCCCAUCUGGCGUCAGCUUGAAGCACACUGCAGGGUUCGGGUGACCUCUUCAAAAAACUACCUCCUCAGGAUGAGGUAAUGAAUAGUUACUUAUUUUAAAAUAUGAAAAGUCAGGAGCUCUAGAACAUGAAGAUGAUUUAAGAUUUUAACUUUGGCGUGUCCUUGUUAUUUGAGCACUCUCAUUCGGUCCUAAAGGGCAUUGUGCGUUUCAGCGGUAAUAACUGAAAAAUGGAGCUCUGAGUUUCUGAAUGUUGUUGCAAGUGGUGCCAGCAUCUGUUUCUCGGGGUAUGUUUCAGAAUCUUCACCUUAAGUCAGUUGCAUGAAAUUAAGUAGUUACAGUAACAGUUCACUAACAGUGGUACAAUUUUCGUUUUCAGUAGGCUUGGCAAGAUAAUACAUCUUCAUGAUGAGUUAGCCACAACUUCAUCACAUGCACAGAUACUUCUAUUGAGAGACUGCCCAGCUAAAAAGAUAGAUGAUUCCCCAUGAUUCUCUUCUUUGUCUAAGGUUGGCAGUGUUAGCACUAGAAAAUCAGUACCUUGGGACUAGCAGAUUUCAACCAAUAGGCUAUUAAAAAAAAAAAAAAAAGUAACCGUACAUGGAAAGUUUACUGAGUAUAAACAGCAAAUAGCUUACAGGUCAUACGUUGACAUGGUGUAGGUGAGGCUCUAGAAAAAUACCUUGACAAUUUGCCAAAUGAUCUUUACUGUGCCUUCACGAUGCAAUAAAAAAAUUCUAAAAAAAAAGGCUAAAAUUUUAGCAGAAAUCAGUGAUUUGUGAAGAGAGCAGCCACUCUAGUCCAACUCAGCUGUGUUAAUAUUUUUUAGAGCGCAAUUUAGACUGCAGAGACAUGCACUAAAGGGUUUAUAGCCAAAAUCAUUUAAAAAAUGAGAAAACACAGGUAAAUUUUCAGUGAACAAAAUUAUUUUUUUAAAGUACAUAAUCCCUAGUAGAGUCAGAUAUAUUUAUCACAUAGAGCAACUAGGUUGAAAAUUAUAGUUCAGUGACAUUUCUAGAGAAACUUUUUCUACUCCAUAGGUUCUUCAAAGCAUGGAACUUUUAUAUAACAGAAAUGUUGGACAGACAUUUUAAGGAAUUGGUGUAGUUUGGGCGUCAGAAGUGCUAUAUGCUGGGCAGCAAACACUUCUCGAGCGUGAGAAGGAGGAAGCUAACAUAGAGGACAGGAUUUGAUUUUAUCAGUUUCCAGAGUACUGCUGCCAACCUAAACAGUGAUUUUUCAGAUUUUAAAAUGUAAACUUGCCUCCCAGGACAUGUUUGCAAAUUAUGUGGAACUGUCCUGCUGAUGGUGUUCAGGGUGCCGUAGGAACCAGGUGGGGCAUUGGAAUAGUUAAUGACGUGGCUGGUGGGCGUGAAUUAGACACACAUCAUGGUGUGCUUUUUGUACCUUGCAUUUCUUGCCACCCCCAGGUAAAGGUAGUGCACUGUCCAGCAAGUUCCCGGAUGUUUUACUAAGUUGUAUUACUGAUGCCCAUAGGUUGUUGAGCACCCAAGGAGUGCAGUAGCAUCUCUGCCUGAUUUGUAUAUUGGCCAGGGGAGAAUGAAGUGGCCAGUAUUGCUAGCUCUGGUAAAAUUGAAAAUAUUGGUAAGGUUUUUGUUUCAUCAGCACACUAGAGAGUAAGCUUUGUUUUGUCUUAGUUCUCCUAGGCUCAUAUCUUUUCAGAUAACUUAUUUUCACUUCUCUUCAAGCAAAGACAUUGAAAUUGAAAUUUAGUCCUAAAUUUUGCCAGUGGCAGAAAGGUUAAUUAACAGUUUCUAUCGGGAUUUUUAAGGUAGAGGAGGACAGAAACAUGAAGUCUUAAAAUAUUUAAGAUAACACUGCCUCAACGUGCACAGGGAUGGUUCAUCCUCACCUCAAAGUGAUUAAGUAGAUCUUUUAUUUCAACAUCCACAACUCUCAAGCUGUUAAUAUUUUAAUCCUUUUUUAUUUAAUUUUUUUUACCCUUUGACUCCCUUUACCCAACUGUUAAUUUAGUUUUAGUAAUUACUAAAUUAGUUUUAUUAAAAUGUUUAAUUUUAUUAAAAUGUAUAAUUUUAUUUAACAAAAUUCUGUUUUGACUAAUUACAGUGAUGUAACCAGUUAUGCAUGAGGACACAGCCAAUGUAUCUGGGGUGUGUGUGUGUGUGUGUGUGUGUGUGUGUGUGUGUGUGAUGAGUUUGUUUUCUAAGAAUUUUGUAGAUUGAAGUACUCUUGGCAAACAACUGAAAUGUUUAUUUGUGUUAGUAUCAAAAACAAGAUUUGUGCAAACCAUCUGCCUCUCCGGCAGGCUGAGCAUCUUGUCCAGCACUCCCGAGCAGCUGGCUCUCGUCACAGGCUGUAGGGAAUUGGGCAGGAAGUUGGCUGAAGAGAUGCAGCAGGGGAAGGGCUUCAUUUACUGGGGUGCGUUGUGGAUGGGGGUUCUAAGUUGCCUAUUAGUACCAGCUUUGUGUUGAAAAUUAUUCUGUGUUGCAUUUGUGUGUUAAGCCUUUUUUAACCCACAUGUAUCUUGGUGGAAUAAACUUCAGAUUAGCAUAAACAGCAAAGCUCACAGAGUAGGCACAAAUGUAGAGAAAGUGGACCAAAAUGGGCUGGGUGGGGGGAGGGUGUGGGAGUAAGUCUGGGGCUAGGGAAGAACUGAUGUGAUGGUGGGAAAUAAACUAUAAUUACCUGAAAUGUAAGAGUGCAAUAAGUGUGCUUUUUAUUCUAAGCUGUGAACAGUUUAAAAAACGAACAUUCCUUCCUAAUACAUUUGUGUAUGUUCCAUAGCUGAUUAAAACCAGCUAUGUAAACAUAGAAUCCCUUUUUAUUCUUAAUUACCAACAUGAGUGGCUAAACUUUAUGUCUUAUUUAUCUUCAUGUUACAUUAGUUUACAUACGGGAGUGUGCGUGCGUGCAUGUCCGUCCACGUGUGUGUGUGCGCGCGCACUGUACCCUUUCCCUCCUUCAUCUGGAAAUGAAUUCAUUGGGUCCUCUUGUUCUUCCUUUGGCCAUGCCACAGGUUAUGGUCUUGACUUAGCCUUCAUGAUCCUGCCUGAUUUCAAGGACUCUUAUCACAGUGAUACGUUUUUGUGGUGAUCUCCUCUGUUGGUUGUACACUCGGACCCUUCCUCACUCAGCGGUUGCCGCCUUAGGAGCGCACAGCUGAUCAGGGGCUCAAAUCUGACCAUUCCUCAAUAUAGGUCCCGUUGAAUUCUAGGUCAGUACUUAGGAUUGCUCUUUGGUUUAAACCAAGAAAAAAGGAAAACACCCUCCCCCCAUUUUCAUUUACUUCUUGGUUUGAGGACAAUUCUUCUGUAAGGGAGAGGAAAGGGAAAUCCUUCAUGUUUUAACCACAGUGAAUCAAUGUCUCCUGGUUUCCCACUCCAAACCUAAUGGCGAUUCACAUAUAUACAUUCCUCUCUCGCUCGCUGCCAAAGGUUUGGGUUUAGUUCACUUCAGUUCCACUCGAGCAUUGAAAAGAUUCUCAUGGAGUCUGGGGUGUGCCCAGUGAAAAAAAAAUGGGGACUUUUAAAUUGUCCACAGACCUCUUUAUACCUGCUUUGCAAAAAUUACAAUGGAGUAACUAUUUUUAAAGCUUAUUUUUCAAUUCAUAAAAAAAGACAUUUAUUUUCAGUCAAAUGGAUGAUGUCUCCCUCUUGUCCCUUUCUUAACCCUCAAUGUUUGCUUGAAUCUUUUUUUUUCCCCCUUAAUUCCUCCCCCUACCCACUUCUUGAUACUUUGGUUCUUUCCUGCUCAGGUCCCUUCAUUUGUACUUUGGAGUUUUUCUCAUGUAAAUUUGUACAAUGGAAAAUAUUGUUCAGUUUGGAUAGAAAGCAUGGAGAAUUAAAAAAAGAUAGCUGAAAUUCAGAUUGAAGAGAUUUAUUUCUGUGUAAAGUUAUUUAAAAACUCUGUAUUAUAUAAAAGGCAAAAAGUUCUAUGUACUUGAUGUGAAUAUGCGAAUACUGCUAUAAUAAAGAUUGACUGCAUGGAGAAGCCUU
Nyctereutes procyonoides (raccoon dog) is the source of this 6409-nucleotide messenger RNA. RefSeq names its product B-Raf proto-oncogene, serine/threonine kinase (gene BRAF). Bases 66 to 2513 code for a protein of 815 amino acids. Gene Ontology annotation, biological process: protein phosphorylation; signal transduction. Lineage: Eukaryota; Metazoa; Chordata; Mammalia; Carnivora; Canidae. The record is from RefSeq and is a predicted model, not a curated record. Gene Ontology annotation, cellular component: cytosol; plasma membrane; mitochondrion. The transcript is spliced from 19 exons. Gene Ontology annotation, molecular function: ATP binding; protein kinase activity.